GCUAGAGCUCCGGUUGGCGGCGUCUGAGUAACCCAAGGACUUCCAAACCUCCCCCGACACAAGCAGACAUAUACGCAUAAUGGAACACGGCACUACUGUUAAGACGAAGAUCCACAGUGUGCCAUCGGUCGACGGCAACAGCCCCGCAAACAUGAACGCCAGCUCCGGCUUUGGCUCGGCAGCAAACCCGAAUCCCAACCCGAACAUGAACUCGGCCUCAACGUCCAACACUAGCACGAGCGCCAGCACGACACUGAACUCCGGAAUGAACCUGAAUGCAAGCACGGGGGCCACCGCGGUGGCCCAUUCCACGGCCAGCUCGAACUCGUACCCCAGUAGCCCGGCGGCGCAGAGCACUAACAGAGGCAAGAAGUUCUCCUGGGUGAAGCGGCUCAUGAACAACAACAAUGUCAUUGCUGCCGAGCCGACCCCGCUAGCCCACACCAGGGGUAACCGCCAGCACCGCCAGAACGACGGGCAGGAACAGCCUUACCGCCAGACCCGUCCUCGUGCACAGAAAAAGGGCCGCAAGGAUGCUGCUGAGACUUCGAAGCUGAAACCGAAGCCUGCGGCAGACAAGGAUGCCGACCGGGACAAUACUGUUCUGCGCAAACCAGCAGUCUACGAGCACAACGCCGGAAAGAUAUUCCAGUUCAACGACGUCACGAGCAUCGAGAACGACGAGAUGGUCAGCUACGUCUCGUCAAACGCAUCCUUGAAGUUGCAGGACUCCUACGACAGACAGUUCUAUAUGAGACAGGACGGGUACGACGCCAAUACAAUUGCUUCUGUGAAGUCGAUUUUCUCCGUAAACCCGGCGCCCUCUAUCUACUCGACUGGCGCUGUCAGCACCAACACAUCCGGGACCAACAACAACAACAGCAGCAGCAACAGAUCCUCAUUUGCGCCAGCCCAGUUGUCACACAUCAACCAUAUGCACCCGGUGGCGCACAGUCAUGGCCACAACUACAACCAUCUGAACACCAACCCCAACCCAAAUACCCACAACCAUAGCACUCCUCUGUUGCAUCAAAACAACGGCACAAGCUACAACAACUAUCUAGACUCUGCAAGCGCAUUCAGCGGGUCUGUGGCUGAAGACAACGUCAGCACAAAGCCAUUGGUUUCCUUUUCUUCCGACGAGGAGGAGGACUGCGACAAUGACGGUAGCCAGCUCGACUACAGCGACGAUUUCCACGCACACAAACCGAAACAUGCUUCCGGCCACCACGUGCAGAUAGCCGACGAUGACAGGAACACACGCACCUGGAAGAACAGCGAUGCAAACAACUCCGAAGAGUUUCUUGCUGAAAGCAUCACGACCACCGGCACAAAUGGUGAUGAUAAGGGUGGUGGUGGCGGCGACCAUGUCGACGACGACGACACGGACAGGACCCACCGGGCAAGUAAUAUCGAUCGCUACAUACAGCUAAACGACGAAUCGAAGGAACACUACAAACGCCAUGACGACUCCGACCAGUCGUCCUUCGACGUCAAAAGCAAAUACCCGAGCUCCACUAAAUCCGCCGCCGUCACCUCGAUGUCUAUCCUGACGUCACCCAUGCUUACCACCAUCAACUCCUCAACAACCACAGCCACCACCAUGACUAACAACACCACCAAUACCAACGUCGCCACCGCAGCCUCUGUCAUGACCUUGGCAAGCUCCUCCCGCCAUGUGUACAACGUCUAGUGUUCCGCCCCUUGCGCCCCUCCAUCUGACGUCUACUCUUCCUUCUCUCUUCGAUUUUCUAUAAAGCAUAAUAUAUAAGGUAAUAAAAAUAUACAGGUAAUAUAGGAAACAAGCAAUUGCAGCG
Messenger RNA from Pichia membranifaciens NRRL Y-2026, 1817 nucleotides. RefSeq lists its product as hypothetical. The record is from RefSeq and is a predicted model, not a curated record. Bases 80 to 1693 code for a protein of 537 amino acids. The transcript has a single exon. NCBI's taxonomy places the organism in Eukaryota, Fungi, Ascomycota, Pichiomycetes, Pichiales, Pichiaceae.